Molecule: messenger RNA, 3663 nt
Organism: Gordionus sp. m RMFG-2023
Lineage: Eukaryota; Metazoa; Nematomorpha; Gordioida; Chordodea; Parachordodidae
Product: cadherin EGF LAG seven-pass G-type receptor 1-like
Exons: 3
Coding region: 1-3663 (1220 amino acids)
Biological process (GO): homophilic cell-cell adhesion
Cellular component (GO): plasma membrane
Molecular function (GO): calcium ion binding
Source: RefSeq, a predicted model, not a curated record
AUGCAUUCUAAUUUAAUGCAUUUAAUUAAUAUAUGCUUGUUCCUGGUUGUACCAAUUGUGAAAGCCGAAGAUUGUAAUAACUGGAUUAUUGAUAUAAAAGAAUCCAGCACAAAUAAAUUCAAAAAUAUUGAAAGCGAGAACGUGCCUGUUUUGUUUAAAAAAAGAGUCAGAAAAUCAACUAAUCAAAAUUACAUGACGAUUAAUCUAAACAUAACGGAAGAUAUUCCACCUAAUUCAAAUAUUUUGAACAUCAAAGAGCAUAUUUUGAAAAAUUUUCCAUGGUUAAAUGAUUUUUCUAACUCCUUUGUAAGUCAUCAAUUUACAAUUGUCAAUCCCGAUGGGCCCAAUAGAGAUUUCAUAUUGAUAUCCGGAACAUUGUAUACCCUUCAUUCUAUCGAUAGAGAACGCAUACCGAAUUAUAAAUUAAUUAUUAAAAUAAAACAGGGUAGAGAACAUAAUUUACAGACUUUCGAUUCAGAUCUGUCCCUCACCAUUUUGAUAUCUGUUCUUGAUAUAAAUGAUAAUUCACCACGUUUCCUAGAAGAAUCCAUGGUUAUAAACGUUCCGGAAAAUAUUGAAUUAAAUUUUAACGAAUCUCAAAAAAUAGCAAUAGGCAAAAUUGUAGCAAUCGACGAAGAUCAAAACUCCGAGCUAGCCUAUUCUUUUAAAAGUCUAAACAACGACCGCUUUUCUAUAGACCCCCAUAAUGGUACGGUCUUUUUAAACCCUGGUUGGCAAUUGGAUUUUGAAAAUGAGAAAAGCUAUUCCAUUCUGGUUUGGGUAGAAGAUGAUGGUAAACCUAUUCUGAGUAACACGGCAGAAUUAAAGAUCAAUGUCUUGGAUUUGAAUGACAACGCACCAAAAUUAUAUGGAAACGCUACUUUUCUUAAGCAUAAUGUGAGAGAGGAUGCGCCAUUAGGUACAAAAGUAUUGAAGGUCAGAGCAUAUGAUGUAGACAGUGGUAUAAACAGCGAAUUAUCAUUUCGUAUAUCCAGAGUUAUAAGUAAUGAUUCGUAUAACGAAUCAGUCUUACCUUUUCAAAUUGAUUUAAACUCUGGUUGGAUUACUACUAAUGUCAUUCUUGACCGUGAAAAAAUUGACGAAUACAGAUUUAAAGUUAAAAUUGAGGAUAAAGGGUUGCCAGUGCAAUCUGUGGCCACUGAUGUCAUUAUUGAUAUUAUUGACAUAAAUGAUAAUGCUCCAGUUUGCGAAAAGAGUGUGUACGAAGUUAAUGUCUCAGAAAAUACGGAGGUAGGAACAAUCGUUUUAAGUGACAUUAAAGGGGUAGAUUCUGACAUUGAGGACAACUUCAUAUAUAUUUUGUCAUCCGAAAUCCUGACAUAUACCGAAUUUUAUUAUGAAGACAAUGUAAUAAAAAAUUUAACUUUAAUUGAUGAUUAUAAAAUUUUCGAUUUGCUUGUAACCGAAAAUCGCGCCUCCAUCAUAUUAACUGAACCUCUACAUUACAUCCUAGACAAAUAUCCUGGGCAGCUCUCUAUAAAUCUUACCGUAGUAGUAGAAGAUUCUGGCAAUAAUAUUGGAUAUUGCAAUGUCAAUAUUAAAGUAAUCGAUGAAAAUAAUAAUGCACCAGCCUUUGAAAGGGUAAUCAACUAUAUUAAAGUAAAAGAAAAUUUUCCGACACAAUCCAAGAUAAUAACUCUAAAGGCUACAGACCUUGAUAAGGGCGAAAAUUCGAAAAUCGUCUAUUCUAUCGAAUUAGAUGAUGUGAAAGAGAAUCCCUUUAAAAUAGAUUCCAAGAAUGGGAGGAUUUUCCUAGAUAAAAAUCUUGAUCGCGAAAUUUUAGCGCAUUAUAAUUUAAAAAUAAUUGCAAAAGACAAUGGCAUCCCAUCUUUAUCCGGAGUAACUCAUUUAAAAAUACAGGUUGAGGAUAUUAAUGAUAAUUCUCCUGUCUUCAUAUCCCCUUCCAACGAUCCUCUGAAAUAUAUUUCUAAUUAUUCGAGAGAUGCCACGAAUGCACACGAGUUCAAUGUAAAGAUAUUGGAAAAUACAGGGCCCGGUGUAAAAAUUGGUCAAAUUAAAGCCAUCGAUUUUGAUUUUGGUUCUAACGGUGAAAUUCAAUAUUUGUUUCUUAAUCACUCGACUUCUAGUUUACAAGAGACCAUAUAUGAUAAAUUUGAAAUAAAUAAGCACACAGGCGAUAUAUACACUUACAUAAAAGUUCCUAAUAUGUCGACACACAAUACAUUUCUAGACAGAGAAAGAGUACUAUUUUACAAUUUAAUAGUUGUAGCUGAAGAUAAUGCUCCAACACAUGAAAGAUUAAGAACAUCCGCAGAAUUUAAUGUCAUAUUGAUCGAUGUAGACGAUAACUCUCCUAUUUUCGAGGAAAAACGGGUAUAUUUAAAAUUAGAGGAACAUAGUCCUGUAGGAAAGAUUAUUGGCAGAAUAGCUUAUUACGAUCUAGAUGAACCUCAAAAUACCAAUAAUACCUUCGAGAUUAUAUUUUUUAAUAAUGAGUAUUAUAAAAAUCAUUCAAUUCUUAAUUACAAUGAUAAUUUUAAAAUUGAUAAAAUAUUGGACAAUGAAGUUGAAAUAGCCAUAACCAAUGAUUUAGACUUUGAGAUGGAUCCACAUUUUUACAAAUUUUUUAUCAGAGCAAAACCGCGAAAAGAUUCUCUGACUUCCCCAUUGGUCAAUGAUAAAAUUAUAAUAAUGCCUCAGAAUCCUCACAGUGAUGUAGAAGUGAUUGUUCAAUUAUUAGAUAUCAACGAUCAUUCUCCGUUUGCGAAAGAUAUCAUUGUCUAUAUGACUUUACCUGCUUUCUAUACCCACCAAAUGGUCAUAGAUGAAUCAUUAUCAGAUAAAAACUCCGAUUCAAUAAAAUUUCAAUUUAUAGCUUAUGAUUUGGACCAAGACGAUAAACUAUAUUACACAAUUGAAAUGGGUAACGAAGAUAAUUUUAUAGACUUGGAAAGCAAUACUGGGAAAUUUUCUUUUAAUAAAAAAAUUUAUAAAUGGGAUUCGCUGUCAUUACAACUACUAAUUAGCGUGUCAGAUUCGGUCCACGUUACGCAUAGCAAAGCCAACUUAUAUAUUUACAAAAUAUCGGAGGAUAUGUUAGAAAAUGCUGUCUCAAUGCAAAUAUUUGACAUAAAUCUCCAGGAGUUUUUGGAGAGAGAUUAUUUUUUUAAUAUGAGGAACCUUCUAGCAAAUAGCCUGUUAACACUUCCUGAAAACAUAAUAUUUUUGAACCUAAAGACUAGCAACAAUUCUUCAAAAUCAUAUCUAAUAUUAACGUUAUGUGUAAAAAUAUUUAAAAUAGAUCAUUCUGCUACUCAAUAUAUGUCACCAAUUCAUCUCAAGUUAGCAUUAAAUUUGAAUAAGGAUUUAUUUCAACGAAUUAUUCAAACCACAUUUACUUUCUUACCUUCUCUCUCUGACAACUGCAUACUUCACUUAAAAUCAUCUCAUAGAUCCCACCUUGUAUCUAGUGUUAAUAAAGAAGUUCAGAUGAGCUUGAUGAAUUUACUUUGGUCCCAUGAAUGCAAAAUGGUAACAAAAAACUCCGAUGGCAUUAAUAGUGAUAUUCAAUUAUUCCAUUCUUGCAGCUCAUCAAUAUGCAACAACAAUGGGGAAUGCUUCAAGAACAAUAUUAAUUAUAUGUGUAUUUGCUCUUCAUUGCACACCGGUAUUUAUGACUAA